ACUGAUGCCCCCUCGAAAAUUUGUCCCCUCAGCGGUCAGCACUUUUUCGCUCACCCAACUUUGUAGCGUGCCCGUUCAUGGAAGCCACCGUCCGAUCGACAUCAGCAAAUUCGAUCAAUCGUCGAUCGAUUAUAAAACCCGGCCGAUCGAUAGCCAAAGUCAUCAGUUCCAGUUCGAGUGCAGUCCAGUGCAGUACAGUCCUCCAGAGAAGUCUCGCUUCACCACCAAAAAAACCAGCAUCAUCAUGAACAAGUUCUGCGCCCUGAUCGUCCUGUCCGCCGCCCUGGUCGGCACCCUGGCCGACUACGCCCCAGCAGCCCCGGCCAAGUACGAGGCGCCCAAGGCCAGCUACGGAGGCGGUCACGGAGGAUACGCCGCCCCAGCUGCGGCCGGCUACGGUGGUGGCCACGCUGCCGGCGGUUACGGAGGAGCUGCUGCCCACGGAGGAUACGCCCCGGCCGCAGGUCAUGGAGGUUACGGCGGCGGUCACGGUGGAUACGGAGUUCCGGUGGUGCACUCGUACGCUGCCAAGGCCCCGGCUGCCAAGUGCGGUGCUAACCUGCUCGUCGGCUGCGCUCCCAGCGUAUCCCACGUGCCCUGCGUCCCUGUGCAUGGAGGUGGCCACGGAGGAUACGGCGCCGCCGCCGCUCACGGAGGUUCGUACGGAGGCUCGUACGGCGGACACGGUGCUGCCGCGCCCAGCUACGGACAUGCCGCGUACUAGGAAGCCGAAUCCGAGGACCUGAUGGACUACGAGAAUUGGACCGGAUUUAACGAGUGAAGUGUGCCUUAGUUUGGUUAGUUGAAUGCAAUAAUUGUUUCUUUUUGGUGAUGUGAUUGGGGGCAGUGCGUUGAAGACACUGCUGUGGGAGUGAAGAAUUUUAGCUAGAACUGAAUAAAUUGUUUUAUUUAAGAAA
This is a messenger RNA of Culex pipiens pallens (northern house mosquito), 917 nucleotides long. RefSeq lists its product as uncharacterized. The record is from RefSeq and is a predicted model, not a curated record. Lineage: Eukaryota; Metazoa; Arthropoda; Insecta; Diptera; Culicidae. The transcript has a single exon. The coding region runs from base 5 to 724 and encodes 239 amino acids.